Oncorhynchus kisutch (coho salmon) is the source of this 1677-nucleotide messenger RNA. RefSeq lists its product as uncharacterized. The transcript has 2 exons. The record is from RefSeq and is a predicted model, not a curated record. The coding region runs from base 568 to 1653 and encodes 361 amino acids. Lineage: Eukaryota; Metazoa; Chordata; Actinopteri; Salmoniformes; Salmonidae.
GUCUCCAGAGCCAGGCUCCACAUCCAACAGCUGACCUAUGAGUUCCUCCAGUCCCCAGAGCCAGGCUCCACAUCCAACAGCUGACCUAUGAGUUCCUCCAGUCUCCAGAGCCAGGCUCCACAUCCAACAGCUGACCCACACACUGACAAGUUGCCUCUAACUGGGGUAGCUCUGGUCACAAUACCAGUAUCACUAUAUUAUGAUACUCAACUUUCCAAGGCAAAAAAGGAAACAAAACUAUUUUAACUCUUUAAAAACAUGCUUUACCUAAAAUAUUGUUUUCUGUAGCUUGAAAAACAAACAAAUAUGUCUCUGGUGUAUCUAACAUUAAGACUUCUGAGUAUUGCGAUACUGUUAUUUAGAAACUACUAGGGAGAUGGUAGAAGAUGCCUCUAACUACUGGUCUGGGGUCAGACAUUGUUUGAUGGGUAAUCUGAUCCUAGAUCUGUGGCUUAGAGGAAACUUCUACUCAGAGCUGAUCUGACGUCCUGUAUCUAACCACACUGGUUGUUUUGUUGUCUGACUCUGUGCUCUCAACACACCGGGGACAAUGAGAGAACCUCAGACAUGUUGUUGAAGGUCAUCAUGAUUGUACAGAUUAUUUGUAUGUGUGCUAUACUUAAGAGAAUAAAGUUGCCACAGGUUGUGUUUUUACACAGUACUGUGUCAUCAGGUUGUGUUUUUACACAGUACUGUCAUCAGGUUGUGUUUUUACACAGUACUGUGUCAUCAGGUUGUGUUUUUACACAGUACUGUGUCAUCAGGUUGUGUUUUUACACAGUACUGUGUCAUCAGGUUGUGUUUUUACACAGUACUGUGUCAUCAGGUUGUGUUUUUACACAGUACUGUGUCAUCAGGUUGUGUUUUUACACAGUACUGUGUCAUCAGGUUGUGUUUUUACACAGUACUGUCAUCAGGUUGUGUUUUUACACAGUACUGUCAUCAGGUUGUGUUUUUACACAGUACUCUGUCAUCAGGUUGUGUUUUUACACAGUACUCUGUCAUCAGGUUGUGUUUUUACACAGUACUGUGUCAUCAGGUUGUGUUUUUACACAGUACUGUGUCAUCAGGUUGUGUUUUUACACAGUACUGUGUCAUCAGGUUGUGUUUUUACACAGUACUGUGUCAUCAGGUUGUGUUUUUACACAGCACUGUGUCAUCAGGUUGUGUUUUUACACAGCACUGUGUCAUCAGGUUGUGUUUUUACACAGCACUGUGUCAUCAGGUUGUGUUUUUACACAGCACUGUGUCAUCAGGUUGUGUUUUUACACAGCACUGUGUCAUCAGGUUGUGUUUUUACACAGCACUGUGUCAUCAGGUUGUGUUUUUACACAGCACUGUGUCAUCAGGUUAUGUUUUUACACAGCACUGUGUCAUCAGGUUGUGUUUUUACACAGUACUGUGUCAUCAGGUUGUGUUUUUACACAGUACUGUGUCAUCAGGUUGUGUUUUUACACAGUACUCACAGUCAUUAGUUUUCCUUUAAAUGUUUUGGGCACUUCAGGGAUUGAUAUGAUACAGUGGAGUCUGAUCUCAUACUUUUCAAGAGGGCAGAUAUCAGAGCAGUAUAAAAGGGCUCCUGGGUGGCUCAGCGGUCUAAGGCAUCACUACAGACCCUGGUUCGAUCCCGGGUGGUAUCACAACCGGACGUAAUUCCGGAGUCCCAUAGGACAGUGC